AUGGCAGCCGAAGACCUGAAGAUAUGGACUGAGGAAGGGUUGCGCAAAGCAAGGCGACGGGCCAAAGUACGUGAGAAUGUGUGCCGAUUCAGACAACGGCGGAAGCAGCUCAGAAUCGAUCAGCAGCAGCAGCAUGAUCAUGCUGUCUCAAAAUGCCCGCAGGCUUCUUCUGACCUCGUUGAAGGAUCCAUCAAGGGAAGUGGGCGAACAGAGCUUCCUGCAACCGACAGCACGAUUUUGGCACAACUCAACUCUGGCCAAUACUAUGCCACCUUCCUCCAAAAGUUUCUCCAAUCCUACUUGCCCGUGUCUACGCUCCAAGCUGUUUCUUCAGGACUCGGCGCCGCCGGACAUGAGCAGCUGUGCGAAGCCUGGAUCAUACAAUCCUACCAUGACGCUUCUGUCCAUCCUAAGAGUUCUGUUGGUAAAGCCAUACUCACAAACUCGUACCUGAUCAUAGGAACCAUACACAAUGAGAAAGGCCUCAUCUCGACAGGUCUCCACAAUUAUCAAAAACUGCUGCUCGAAACACACCAACGAUUGCAACUCCUAGCGUUCGAUCCCAGGAAAGGAGCAGAUGUGGACGACCUCCAGACAUGCCUUUGGCUCGCGUUCGUCGAAUUAUCCGUCAACAAGUCCUUUGCCAAUUUCUGCAAACAUACGAAUGGGCUAGAAGCGAUCUUCGAGGUAGCUGGGCCCGAGUGUCUCGAAGAUCGAAGAUUCCGCACUGUGUUCCUGGAGUUUAGGGUCGUUCAACUAUCAAAUGCUUGCUUACAGCGCAGACGUCCAUUCUUUGCGGCCGACGAAUGGGUAUCUUUUCCUGGCAAGGAACAAUGCAGAGAGGCCACAGGUUCAUUCCAUAGUCUGGGUGAUAUUGGAUGUCAGAUUCCAGGUUUACUCCAUGAGAUAUACGACAGCUCUGCGCCAAGUGCGGAGAGGAUUCUGGAAUUGCUCGACAGGUUGCAAAGAGUUCGGCGAGCUUUACACGGCUGGUUUCAACAUCUCAUGAGGCGAAACCACGAGGCCCAAAUCAUUGUGUACAAGCCCGGCGACAGCAAAAGUUUGUUCGACCGUACAGUACAAUUUCCUUCCUUCGCAGUGGCGCUGACGCUUUUGUGGUACUCGGCCUUUCGCAUAUAUUGCACACAGGCCAUUGCUCACCUAUGUCGGACAUUAAAGGGCUAUAUUGCCAAGACUCUUUUCAAACACGAAUUCGAUGGCGCUCUCACAGAACUGCUCUCCACUUGUCGUUUCGUCUGCCGCUCGAUGGACUGGAUGCUUGAUAGUGAGCAAGGACUUGUAGCAAAGAUGGCGGCACACUUUCCACUGACUGCCGCGAUCAAAGCUAUGGGCGUUCUACAUUGCGAACAUGGCCAAGACAUGAGCAAGGACUUGCAGCGGUGCGGUGUUCUUCUGACACGGUUCGAAGACGUAGGAAUUACAUGGCCAAGAGGCGAAGUCCGAGAAUAUGCGUCCUUGCUGGUUGGACCCUGA
Exophiala viscosa is the source of this 1494-nucleotide messenger RNA. RefSeq lists its product as uncharacterized. The transcript has a single exon. The record is from RefSeq and is a predicted model, not a curated record. NCBI's taxonomy places the organism in Eukaryota, Fungi, Ascomycota, Eurotiomycetes, Chaetothyriales, Herpotrichiellaceae. Bases 1 to 1494 code for a protein of 497 amino acids.